Colletotrichum higginsianum IMI 349063 is the source of this 1620-nucleotide messenger RNA. Its product is annotated as major facilitator superfamily transporter. Gene Ontology annotation, molecular function: transmembrane transporter activity. The record is from RefSeq and is a predicted model, not a curated record. Bases 1 to 1620 code for a protein of 539 amino acids. The transcript has 7 exons. Gene Ontology annotation, biological process: transmembrane transport. Gene Ontology annotation, cellular component: membrane. NCBI's taxonomy places the organism in Eukaryota, Fungi, Ascomycota, Sordariomycetes, Glomerellales, Glomerellaceae.
AUGGCCGCAGAUGCAGACGAACGGACGCCCCUCCUCAAGUCCGGCGCCGGCGCCGUGAAGCGGGUCGGCCGCAGCCUGUGGUCCCCGGCGAAUCGGAUCCUGUUUGCUGGGUUCCUCGUGUCGCUGACACUAGGACUCACUCAAGUCCCCAUCAUCUACGUCUUCCGCGUCAUGGCCUGCGAGACCUUCUACGGCACCCACGCGCCCUUUGACGGCCCUGCCGCCAACAUGUGCCACCGUCGCGAGAUCGACGCCAACACGGCCCGCCAGGUCUCCAUCCUCGGCAUGACCACCUCCGUCUGCGGCAUCCUCAACCUGUUCAUUUGCGGCGACCUCAUCAAGCGCUGGGGCACCCGCUGGGCCCUCAUCAGCCAGACCCUCCUGCUCGGCAUCCGCGUCUCGUGCCAGAUCAUCGCCGUCUCGGCCGGCGGGCAGCGGGGCAUCGACCUGAUGCAGUACACCCAGCUCAUCGGCAUCGUCGGCGGGCCGCGGGGCUACAUGCUCGUGCUCAACACCGCCGUUGCAGAGGUGGUAGAAAGAAGAAAGCAUACGGGCGUCUUCGGCCGGCUGCAGGGCGCCGUCAUGAUCGGUACCGCUAUCGGCUACCUCUUGGGAGGUGUUCUGGGCGAUGUGUUUGGUAUUUCCAGCCCCUUCAUCACCGCCGUCGGCUGCUUCGCCGUCACCACGAUAUACGGCGCCAUCUUGUGGCCUGCGUCGCCCGAGCAGAGCGACGAGGCGGCGAGCAAGACGACGCCCGGUGCCUCGGGCUUCCUGGCCCCGAUCAAGGUCCUCAUGCCUCAAAAGUACCGUCUCGAAUCCGGAAAGGUGGUCAGGAACUACGGUCUCGUCUUCCUGGCUCUCGGCAUCUUCUUCGGCGUGUUCGCCACGGGCUACGCCCCGAUCUUGAUCCAAAUGUACGCAACCGCCCGCUUCAACUUCGGCACCACGGAGAACGGCAUCCUCAUGUCGGGCAACUCGUGGAUCCGGGGCAUCUUCCUCAUGUUCAUCUUCCCGGAGAUCAUCGACGGCGGAAGACGGUGGUUCGCCGCGUCGUCCCACUCGGGCGCUCUCCACAAGACGCUCACCGAGGAGGAGCGCAGCCUCAUCCCGACCCAUGCCGAGGACAUGGACCCGGCGCCCGGCCUGAUGAACGCCGCGGAACCGACCAAGGCGCCGCCCGAGGAGGAGGACGAGGACAGCACCUUUGACCUGUUCUUCCUGCGGUGGAGCUUGGUGGUGGACGGCAUCGUCACGUCUCUUGCUGCGUGGGCGACGGAGGGGUGGCAUGUCUAUGCCGCCGCCUUUCUGCUGCCGUUUGCCUCUGGAUCAGCGCCGGCCGCCAAGGGCGUCAUCACGGAGAUGUGCCCGCCUCACAUGCGCCAGGACGCUCUGAGCGCCAUCACCCUUGUCGAGAGCGCGGCGACGCUGACGACGCAGGGUAUCUUUGGCUUGAUAUUUGCCACGCUAUCCGAGAUCGGCAAGCCCAACCUGACAUUCUUCGUCAACGCGGCUCUCGCGGUCGUCGCCGUUGGUAUUCUGCUGCUGGCGCACUACCCUCCCGCGGAAGCCACGAGAAUCGAGAACGAAGAGCCCCAAGAGAAUAGCAGCGUUCGAGGCUAG